This is a messenger RNA of Pogonomyrmex barbatus (red harvester ant), 893 nucleotides long. RefSeq names its product glycine cleavage system H protein, mitochondrial (gene ppl). The record is from RefSeq and is a predicted model, not a curated record. Gene Ontology annotation, cellular component: cytoplasm; mitochondrion; glycine cleavage complex. NCBI's taxonomy places the organism in Eukaryota, Metazoa, Arthropoda, Insecta, Hymenoptera, Formicidae. Gene Ontology annotation, biological process: protein lipoylation; glycine decarboxylation via glycine cleavage system.
AGUUUUCGAGUGAUAGGAGAGAUAGGAGAGGAAUUGAUAACGAAACAAAAACGUGCAGGGGGGGGAGGGGCCUCGUAAUCACGCACGGUCUCGUCUCUCUCUCGUUAUUCGGCCGGGGAUCUGCUCCGUUUUGCUCGCGCUGCGAGUCACGAGUCGCGAGAGGGUUAGGCGAUCUCGCGCAUCGGUCUAAUGGUGUGAUCUCGCACGGGGAUCAUGGCAACAGACGGAAGGAAAAUGGCAAGAUUUAUCAUCCAGGGCAGCAGGUGCGCGAUAAAAACGCUCAUCUCGCACGGAGAGUCCGGCUCGCUCGCCGCGGCCGCGCCGAAGUUGAGAAUCCCUUUCGUCGCGGCGCGAUCCAUAACCACAACUCGAUGCUUGAGAGUUGAACGAUGGUACACCGAUAAGCACGAAUGGAUAACGAUGGACAAUAAAAUCGGCACAGUUGGCAUAUCGGACUAUGCGCAAGAUGCACUCGGAGAUGUGGUAUACGCGCAACUUCCCGACGUAGGAUCCACGAUCAAAAAAGAUGAGGAAUGCGGAGCCCUGGAAUCGGUAAAGGCGGCGUCGGAACUGAUAAGUCCAGUCAGUGGGAAAGUCAUAGAGAAAAAUGAGGCGGUCGAAAGUAAACCCAGCUUAAUUAAUAAAUCUUGUUACAAAGACGGUUGGUUGUUCAAAGUAGAAUUAAGCAAUCCAGACGAAACUAAGAGUCUAAUGAAUGAGGAAGCCUAUAAUGUAUUCUUAAAGUCAGAAACGCAUUAAAUUUGAUGGACAUGCUAGGAAAAAUUUGUUUAACGUAGAGUUUGAAUCAAGUUACCACUUGUAAUAUCAAAGGAUGAUAUUCAUAGUCAAUUCUUAUAUUUAAGAUCGUCUUAAGAUUACAUUUUAACCAAAAA